This is a messenger RNA of Cotesia glomerata, 1242 nucleotides long. Its product is annotated as sodium/potassium-transporting ATPase subunit beta-2-like. Lineage: Eukaryota; Metazoa; Arthropoda; Insecta; Hymenoptera; Braconidae. Bases 208 to 1167 code for a protein of 319 amino acids. Gene Ontology annotation, biological process: intracellular potassium ion homeostasis; sodium ion export across plasma membrane; potassium ion import across plasma membrane. The record is from RefSeq and is a predicted model, not a curated record. The transcript is spliced from 5 exons. Gene Ontology annotation, molecular function: ATPase activator activity. Gene Ontology annotation, cellular component: sodium:potassium-exchanging ATPase complex.
AGUGUGUAGCAAUGAAUAAGAUUGUAGUAAGUAACAGCUAACAGCAACAGUUCAACAGUUGUGAGUUGUUAGUUGUUAGUUAGUUGUUGAUGUGAGUAGGUAGUCUACUGAUUCAAACACGCGGGGAUAUACUUAAUCAUUUUUUUCUUUUACUUUUUAUACAGCACUUUUUUAUUACUUAAAUUAUUAAUUAUUAAUUAUUAAUUGAUGCUGUUGGAAGAAAUGAGUGGAAAACAGUACGAGGAUGAUUAUAUGCGAAUUCCGGUUUUUAAAAGCAAAAUAAAAUCUUUUAGUGAUUUUUUUUACAAUUCAACUGAGAAAACUGUCUUGGGAAAAACUAAAAAGCAAUGGGGUGUUACGGGUCUUUUUUAUUUGGUUUUCUUCUCUGGAUUGAUUGUAUUAUUUUCAAUAUGCAUGGUGGGAUUAAUGGCUACAAUACGAAAGGAUAAACCUAGAUGGACGCUAGAUCAAAGUUUGAUUGGAUCGAGUCCAGGAUUGGGAUUCAGACCGAUAUCCGAUAAUCCGCGCGAGCUGGCGUUAAUUUUUUACAAAAACAACAAUGAAACUCAAAUAAAAACGUGGACUCGUCGACUUGAUGAUUAUCUUGAACAUUACAGAAAUCGUACCAUGUUGCCGAACCGCCAAAGAUGCGACUAUAAAUUUCCAAAGCCAAAAGAGGGCAAUGUGUGCGCUGUUGAUCUAGACACUGAUUUUGGAAUUUGUUCACCGAGUAAUCAAUACGGAUUCAAUAAUUCUUCGCCUUGUGUUUUCAUUAAAUUAAAUAAGAUAUUUGACUGGAUACCGGAAUAUUAUCAACCGUCGGAGUUACCGAGUGAUAUGCCAAAAAAGUUGGUUGAUCAUAUUAAAUCAUACGGUAAUUCGUCUGAAUUAAACACUGUGUGGGUUAGUUGUCAGGGUGAAGAGGCUGAAGAUAGAGAAUCUCUUGGUCCGAUUCAAUAUUUUCCGAAAAUACAGGGAUUCCCUGGAUAUUACUAUCCCUACAAAAAUAUCGACGGGUAUUUAAGCCCUCUGGUGGCUGUCAAUUUCAAAAGACCUACCAGAAAUAAAAUAAUAAACGUAGAGUGUCGUGCAUGGGCCAAAAAUAUUAUAUUCCACCAGCGACAAAAAAUUGGUAUGGUUCAUUUUGAAUUACGUAUUGAUGAUUAAUUGCUAUUGAGUUUAUUUUUAAUAAUUUACGGAUAUCAGGGAUUUAUUUGUGAAUAAAAUUUAUGUACUUACAUA